Molecule: messenger RNA, 826 nt
Organism: Musca vetustissima
Lineage: Eukaryota; Metazoa; Arthropoda; Insecta; Diptera; Muscidae
Product: probable cytochrome P450 9f2
Exons: 2
Coding region: 47-826 (259 amino acids)
Molecular function (GO): monooxygenase activity; oxidoreductase activity, acting on paired donors, with incorporation or reduction of molecular oxygen; heme binding
Source: RefSeq, a predicted model, not a curated record
GUUAUUGGACAUUGAUUUAUUCGACAAAAAAGACACCGACUAUUUUAUGCGCCUCGUCUUGGAUGCCAUGAAAUAUCGCCAGGAACAUAAUAUUAUACGUCCCGAUAUGAUCAGUAUGCUGAUGGAAUCUCGAGGCAUGAUAAAAUCCCUAGAUCAUUUUAAACCAACAAAUCGUGAAUGGACUGAUUAUGAUAUGGUCGGCCAAUGCUUCGUUUUCUUUGUCGCUGGAUUUGAAGCAUCCGCCGCCCUGACCUGUCUCACAUCGCAUGAACUCAUGGAAAAUCCCGAUGUACAAGAGAAGCUCUAUGAAGAAAUUCAAGAGGUAGAACAACAACUGGAGGGUAAACAACUCAGCUAUGAGGCUCUUAUGGGUAUGCGUUAUAUGGAUAUGGUUGUGCAGGAAUGUCUACGCAAAUGGCCCGGUGCCAUUGCAACUGAUCGUGUCUGCAGUAAGGAUAUCACCUACGAUUUGGAUGAUGGCACGAAGUUGGAAUUAAAGAAAGGUGAUUGUAUUGGGAUACCCAUAGUUGGUAUCCAUCGUGAUCCGAAGUACUUUGAAAAUCCCGAUAAAUUCGAUCCGGAGAGAUUUAGUGAAGAUAAUAAGGAUAAAAUACAACCAUGUACCUAUUUGCCGUUUGGUGUGGGUCCGCGUAAUUGUAUUGGUUCUCGUUUUGCCAUGUUGGAAACGAAGGUUUUAAUUUACUAUUUGUUGAGAGAAUUCAAAUUUGAACCGGCCAAAAAGAGUUGUAUUCCCAUGCAAUUGAAUCCGGCCAGGGUGCAAUUGGCACCCAAAUUCUGGAUGAAAUUUAUAAGCCCAACAAAAUAG